Cinara cedri is the source of this 14286-nucleotide messenger RNA. NCBI's taxonomy places the organism in Eukaryota, Metazoa, Arthropoda, Insecta, Hemiptera, Aphididae. The record is from the annotation of a GenBank genome assembly.
AUGGCCUGCGAUAUCAGGAUGAUUGACAUAAUGAAAGAAAUUGGUUGUGUCGAUGGAUUUCACAUACCGGUAGCUAACGAAGAAAAUAAAUCGCUUGAAAAAGAAGUAUGCAUUAUUAUUUAUUUGUAUGUGUCUAUUUAUUUAAAUUUAAACAAAAAUAUGGGUAUAAUAUUAGAUUUAGAAUAUCUUAUAGAAAAAUCAUAAAUAAUUGUUCUAAAGUUAUGACGUCAUAAUUAUCUCCUAGAAUAAGUAUGCGCUGCGAAGUUUUAUAACUUAUAUUUUCUUUAUAUUUGAUCAUUUUUUAAAUACAAAUUGCACUAUAAUCUUUACAUGUAUAUUUUUUUUGUUCAUAGAAUAUAAAUAGUUUCCGUUCUGUUCAAUGUAUUCUAUCUGUUUCAUUUUUGUUUUCUAAUUAUUUAUCCUAUCUAUCUUCAAACAUAAUUGCCAAGUUGUGUUUAACACUUCACAGUAAAUUACUAAAAAAAAAAAAUUAGAUUUUAAUUACAAUGUGAUAAAAUGUUAAACAGAUCAAAGAAUUGCUGCAAAACAAAGCGAGAUUGUUGGUGACCGAGGAAUCAUUAGACGACGAAUUACGUGAAUAUAAAAAUAUAUUCAAGAAUUUAUCGAUCCAAGAGGCACAGAAUCAGGUAAAACGAUCGAUUUCAGAAUUCCCUAUAUCUAAGGACGAGUGCUGUAAAGAAUACAAAAAAUAGAAUUUAAAUAAAAGUAAUUUCUCUCAGUUAUAUUCAUAAUAAAAUAUACUCAUAUUAUAAAAUUUGAACUGAUAUCGAUUAAAUUAUACAAUUAUUAUAAUUCAUUAUUAAAAUUAUUUUUAGUUUUUGAAAUUAGUAUCCAACUCACGUUAUAAGUUUUUUUUAGAUUAUCUUUAAUUGAAGUAUCAACUAUGGACACAAUUUUGAUUAGGUUUUUAGUUUUUAUAAGUUAUAUAUUUUAUAUUUAAUAAAAUAAAUUAUACUAAAUAUUACACUAUUUUAUUAUUAAAUAUAUCGAAUAGAAAGGUACUUUUUAAUCAAAGUACUAUUUAUAACAUUUUUGAAGUAUGACUACUUAAAUACUAUACUUGUUUGAUAAUAAUUAUAAACGAUUUUUUGUGUUUAAUGUACUUAAACUUUUGUUUACAUUUUCAUUACCUACGUACUUACGGGUACUUUAUAAUACUAAGGUAAUAAUACCUUACUUACAUGUAGGUAUUCUAAAUUUAUAAUACUAAGAACGAAUAAAUUAAUCAUUCUCGAUGAGACACUCAUUAUCUUGGAAAGUAGUACUUUUUUUAGAGUUUGUUUUUAGAUAAUAAAAAAAAAAAAUAAGCAAAAAAAUGCAGUGGUUUUCAACCUGGGGAUCACGACCCAUAAAAGGGUUGCGAGUGAUAGAUUGAUGGAAAUUAAAAAUGUCAACACCAAAAUUCAUCUAUAUACGAUAUUUUAGUAAAGAUUAUUGUUCGAAAAUUAAAAGUAAGUAAGGAUUUCAAUCCCAAAAUUAAGGUUGACAAAUAAAAAGGUUGAAGUUAAAUGUUUACUAUUUUUGAACUGCGUGUAUUGCUACUCAAUAAUAAUAAUAUGCAUGCAUACAUAUUUGUCAACUAUAGAGGAAUAAAUACCAGUAGGUACGUUUAGGUAUUUAGAAAGUAUUUCAAUUACAUUUUUUUUGAGCAAUAUUUAUUCAUGUUGUAAUUUAAAUACCUAUCUAUAACUAUUUACCUACCUUUUAAAAAAACAUGUAUUCUUGACAAUACUAAUAACAAUAAUAAUAACGGUUAAUUUAUAUAUACAUGUAAAUUAUUAUUUAGGUAUUGAAAAUAAUAAUAACAAUAAUAUAAUACGUGUGUAUUUCUACAUAUUAUUAAAGAUAUAUUGUAUAUAAUAUAUAUAAAUAAAAAAAAAACAAAUAUUAUGUAUUUUUUUUUUCAUUAUUUUCGUAUACUUAUAGAAACUGAUCAUGGCCAAUCGCCAACAAUAUGAGACAGAACAACAUAUGUUGAUAACGGCCCAGAGAGACAACGACAAUUUGUCCCGGGAAAAUAAAGCGGCGACGAAAACGCUGAACCAACUGAUCGACGAUAAUAAUAAAUUAGAAGUACGGGAAAAGUAUAUAAAAAUAAAUAAAUAAUAAUUCAGCAUUGUAAUACGAUAUAGUGUUAUACACACCAAUUGGAAUUAUUGUGAAAUAAUUCCAAUUUCAUUAUUUCAGUGUUUAAUCUGUGGGGGGGGGAGGGUGAUAUAAUUCACAUUCAUAAGAAUUAUAUUAUAAAUACAUAAGUUGUACUUGAAGGAUCAGAGCUUUUGACCUUCUACCCCCUUGAGUUGAAAAGCAAAUUAGAAAUAUGAUAGCCCAAUUUAACAAGCAAAACAAUUAAUUAUGUUCGAGUAUACUCACACGAUUGCUAUUUACGUAAAUCUUAAAAUUACGUUAAUUAUCUUAAAGUACGUAAAUUUUAAAUCACUAAAAAAGUUACUGCUUAUGGGCAGGCCACUGUUGUAGAUAAGAAGUUGAAAAAAUAGAAUUAUAUAUAAUUUAGUUAAUGACUGUAUGCACAAAUAAAUGGGCAAAUAUCAAUUGCAUCGGAAAUCGCAAGAAAAGAAGAAAAAUUAUAGAAUAAAAAAAGGGGGAUAUCCCAAGUGUGUCCCGUUUAAAAUUUUUACCUUUUUCAUGACCCGAGUACAUCCGCAAUCUUAUCGACAAUUUUUACAGAGCCACGAAUUUUAUUAUAAAUAGAACUUAAAACACUUGUAAAAAAAUAAUGUUUUUUUUUUUUUAGAUUCAGAGCAUAGCGAUAGGGAUGUAUUGGUUUUACAAUGAUUUUUAUUUUUUUUUCUAUGUGCAACUUUUCUAUCAGAAAUUUUGCUCUGAUGUAUCAUGUGUAGUACCUUUUCUGAAAGAAAAUGUUAUCUAGUUGGUACUUUAAAGAUGUCAUUUUUUAAUUUUUCAAAUGGUUUUCAUAAUAAUAGGAAAAACUGGAAAAAACGUAGGAAAAACGGGAAAAUGUACAAAUAUGUAUAAAAAAAACGUGGCUCUUAAUUGUUUUUCGUUAGCAAUGAUUUAUCGUUUCAUAUAGAUAUGAAUUGAAUUCCCCUCUGUAUCAUAACUUUCCAACUUCUCAUACACAACAGUGGUCCACCCAUCGUAUGAAGUAUAUCUCCGCUUUUUUUACUAUAAAGUACAUUCCGUGAAUAUUCCUGUUUUCACCUUUUCCCGGUUUUCCUGUAUUAUUAAGAAAAGUAAAUAGGAAAAUCAAAAAAGGACUUAAUGCACCAACCAAAAAAAAAUGUCCACCGAAAACAAUAGAAUUUGCCUGGUGGAAUGCUUGAUGUUAUUUAAUAAAGCAAGAUUUCUUAUUUAUACCGUUAUAAUUUUCAUAUUUAUCUAUUUUUAUUAUUAAGUUAUCUUUGUAAAAAAAAAAUCUCGCAGGGGUUAUUGCCUUCAUUGCAUCCUCCUCAAAUGCACUACUAAUAUUCUUACUAGUAUUUGCGGUUUGAAGUGGAAAAUUAAACACGGAAUUAUAAAAUUCUCAUUCGGUGCAUUUUGUAUAAUAUGAAGACAAUGUUAAUGUUAUAAUAAUUGUAUACGCAUAAAUUUCGCGAUUUUCUCUAAUAAAGUAAAAGGGAAUAACGUUCAUACAUUCGUUCGAGCGUUCCCACUGCCCUAGUAUACUAGCUACUCCGGUGACAUGCUUCAUUUGAAUAACUCGAUAAACCCAACCUGUCUGUACCCGGUCUGUAUCUACGAUACGGCGAAACGACUCAAAGUCUGAGUAGUUUUAUAAGUGCAUUAUGCAGGAAAGUAUACUACACUAUUUACAAUAUAUGAUGCAUAUUUUAAUGUUCAUAUAUUUUAAAAUUAUUGCGUAUUGGGCUCUCGUCUGUUAUUGUAUUUAAAAAAAAAUAAUUAAAAUACUCUUAAAAGUAAAUCUAAGUUACUUGACUAGGCUUGGUUAGAAUUUUUUUUUCGGAUCGUAAAUAACACAGCGUCAGAAUAAAUUAUGACCUAUUUAUAAUAAUAUAUUUUAUUUUCGUUUUACGCGUAGAUACCUAUAUAAUAUACUUUAAUAAUAUUAUUAUGUUGCAAAACCAUUUUUUUUUUCUGUUAUAUUAUAGUUUAUAGUAAUAUUUUACUUUCACUGAAAUAAUACUAUAUACAUAUUGCACUUACAAGCUAUACAUUUAUGUUCUAUUUUAUUGUUCAAAAAUUGUAGUUGUCAACCAGGUUUGUAAUUUAUUGACAACUAUCAUUAAUUGAUCGUUUAUAGAAUAUAUUUUAUUGACGCGCAAAUUUUGUGUUUUAAAUGUUACCAAUCAGCACACGAAAUACUGUAUUUUACAAAACACGCGCAGGCGUGUUUUAGAUUCUGAAUAAGCUAUUAUAGUUUUGCAAAAAUAUGAUUUGUCUUCACACGAUGCACACAAAUAUUCGGAAUUUCGGCCGACGGCACUUGAUUUCAAAUAUUUAUCGAUAUUUUUAACAGUGCACCCCCUAGGUUCUUUUUUUUAAUUUUCGUCGUUUUUCGGGUUACCUUGAGGAUAUGGGAAAAACACUUAACGAAUGUCGCUCAAAAUCGUGUUUCGGUUACAGUGCAUAGAUAAAUUAAAUUACUCUAUAAAGUAUACACUCUAACUUUCGAACCACUCACAUACAACAGUAGCCUACCCAAGUAUGUCAUGUUUUUUAAAUUAGUAAAUGUUCAGACAAUUGUGAAAGUUUACAUCGGCGUUGCGCAGUAUAGAUUUUCCCAUUUUUCCUGCGGUUUUUUUCCUUUAGUUUCCCCUUAUCGUUACUAAGAAAAUAACAGGGAAUAUGAAAAAUAAAAAAUAACAGUCCGCGCACCAAAAUACUAGAUAAAAAUUGAAAUCUUAAAAUACCUGAAAUCAUCAAUGCAAUAUUUAUUAUGUCGACGAUCGGGACAAAUCUUCUGUUUGAUACCUAUAAACAAUCAUACAGGACGUCGGCUUUUUGUUAUAAUAAUAUUUGAGUUAAUGAGUUCACAUUGUUGUGUAGCGAAUAAACACGGUACGUAUUUUCCUAUUUUUUUUUUUUUCUUCUGUAUGUACUCCGUUCGGACAACGCGAGAUUAAAUAAAUAAUGUCACUACUGUCCAUCUAUGUUAUCCAGAAAUGGCGGGUUUUCCAUGUGAAAGUUUUGAACGUUAUCCAGCAUAGUGCGGAUUGAAUAUGAAACCGAAAUGCAUUAAACGAGUACUCAGAUAAGUGUGUAGGUAUAUCUUUAUAAAUAGUGAGCGUAACAUAAUGCAUUUGUGCACAGGUGUAUAUAUUAUAUUUUCUUUUAUGAAACGUUAGUGUGCUGUUUUGCAUUUUACGCACAUUUGAUAUAUAUACAUAAUAUUGCGUCACUGUCUUAUCUAACGGCGAUACAAUACACACAUUUUCAUAGUUUCAUACAACAGUAUAAGAGAAAUAAUAACCAGCGAAAAUACAAAUGGUAUCCAGUAUUCUAGUACCUACCAAUCCUGCUACCAACUUAUUUCGUUUUCAAAUCGUACUUGGAAGAAUGUAUUUGUAUUUCUAUAACGAAAGAACUUUGUUAUUAAAUUCUCUAUAAAUGUGUGUGUAUAUUUUUUUUUUAGAAUGCAGCUAUAAUAGGCUGAAUAGGUAUAUUUGGUGAUGAGUAAAAAAAAAAAAAAAAAAAAAAAACAAACAAAAGAUCAUCGACAAAUCAUUAAUUAGGACCUGAAUGUAUUGGUUUUAAAAGUAUGUUUUUAAAUUUUUUUUUUUUUUAUGUCCGAAAAGCUCUUUUCUACCAGAAACCGUACUCUGAUUUUUAAGUAUUGUAUAUUUUCUGAAAAAAUUUAUAUGUAGUUGGUGUAUUUUAGGAUGGUAAUUAUUUGAUUUUCCUUAGAGUUUUCUAAAUAACUGGGAAAAAAACGCAGGGAAAAUAGGAAAGGCCAAAGAAAUAACGGUUUUGUGAUUUUCAAUUUUAUUUUCUUGUUGUAAUCCAGUUAAAAAUAGUUGUAGAAAUCGGACAUUUUUACAGAAUACUUAUAUUAGCCUUGUUUUGAUGUGUCUAACAUAUUUUGGUAAUUUUUAACUAUUUAAAGGUACAUUUGAAAUUUUCGAAGAUUUUUAGUUUUUUUUAUUUGGUUUUAUAUGAAAAAAAAAAAUUUUCCUCUAGCAGAAGUUCUAGAAAACAUUUGUGUGUUCACGUUUUAUGAAAACCAUAAAAACCACGGAAUUUCAAACAUAUAUAACCAAACUUCGCUCAGAAUCAUAAUUCAUUAUCAAUGAUUUUUUUUUCAUACAAAUAUAAAUUAAACAACUUAUAAAUUUCUUACCUCCCCAAUUUCCAAACUACAACAAUGGUAUACACCCAUUAUACCCAUUAGCACGAUCAGCUCUUCUUAAAAUUUGCAUACGUAAAUAAAUGAAUAUAGGUACACAUUAUGAUGAUACUAUUUUAUUUAAAUGAUGACAAUAUUAUUAUAAUAAUUAUGUUCAAAUUAAAUUCGUGUUUUUAUAUGUUUAUUCUGUACACCUAUUAUCGUGUAUUAUUUAGAAUGAGUUGGCAAAAACCGAUGAGCAUAUUACAAGAAUGAGAGAAACCAUCGAGUGGGGUGAAGAAACGCUUUUGGCGUGGAAUAACGAUUUGGCCAAAGAGAAUACGGAUGUUAAUAUUCUCGAAAGAUACCAUUUGGAGGAUAAUAAUAUGUUCAAAGUAAAAUAUUACUGAAUAACUGGUUAUGAUUAUUUUAUAAAAAUACAUAUUUAUCAAUAUAUAAUUUGGAAUAUUUUAGGAAUUGGAUUUACGAAGAAAGUACCUUCAACGAGAUGUACUCGAAAGGGAAUCGAUCGUCGAAAAAGAAGUUAGUGAGUUGCUCCGAGUAGAAAGGGAAUUGGAACAAACCUCUAAACUAACCAGACAAGCACAACAUGAAAGAAACCAUCUGCUUGAACAAUGGGAGAAUGCGGCAAAUUUUUCAAAUUCUAAUCAUAAAGAAACACAACAUAUCGUAGAAGUCGGUACCUACACCUAUAUAGUUUUAAUAUAAUCAAUAUAAUCGAUUAAAACUUUAUUACAGGAAAUAAACAAAAUUAGAGAAGCUGCUCGAGAAGUUUAUGAAAAUAUGAUCGAAACCAAACGAAAAUAUCGAGACUUUUUAGAUGCUAACGAAGACCUAGAGUAUGAAAUAUAUGAAACGAAAAAAUUCGUAAACGAAUUGAAAAUAUCGAACCUUAAUCAAGUAUCGGAAACCGAGAAUAUGCAAUCAGAAGUAAGGUUUUGAAUAAUAUCUGUGAAUAUAUUAUAUUUUUUUGUCAAAACGAUAUUACACUAUUUACUAAUAUAUAACUUAAACAUAUUUUUGCAGGUGUUAGCUGCUCAAAUAGCUCUUAAUACUUUGGGUAAUUCGUUAGCCAACGAACGAACAAAACGUAGACACAUGCGAAACGAACAAGCCAAAUUAAAAACACGUAUACACCAGAAACAAGAAGAAAUAUCAAAAAUUAAGGAAAAUAUAUCGAAACUAAAAAGUCAGUCGAUGAACACCGAGGAAAGAUUAAACGAACUGAAUAGAAUUUAUGAAGUAAAUAUUUAUAAAAUUUGGAUUGGGAAUGCAUAAUAAACAUACUAAAAGUAUGUUGUUUGUGUAUUUGUUUUAGAACCAAAAAACUAUAAGUGAACGACUUUUGUCUGAAAAAAAUAAAGUGCUAAAUUCAACGUUUCACGUGCAAAACGAAAUAAAACAAUUACAAACUAAAAUCGAUCUGAUGAAUAAUCUAUUAGAACAGAAUCGCAAUAAACAGAUUAUGUUGAGGAAAGAAGAAUCCAAAACAAAACAAUUAAUUAUGGAGAAAAAGGAAGUUUCGUACAACUUGGUAAGCAAGCUGGGAUACCAGUUGUGUCAAAAAUCGCGAUAUAAUGAAAUUGUUAUUUGGAAAUGUUCGUAGAGCUUUCAAUUGGAAAUGGUCCGUAUUAAAAUCGACGAAGCAAAAGGUACCGUUGAUAUAGAAGAGAUGCAUCGUUUACGAGAUGAGUUGGAAACACUUAACCGAGAAUUGAGCCACGUGAAAGACGAACAGAAUCAACUGGAAAAGCAGUUAAAAUCAUCCGAAGUAGGUAUAUAGAUAAAAUAAUGUACAUAUGUACCGACAUGAUGAAAAUACCAAAAUAAACUAUUUUAGAGCGAAUCUCGGCGCAUAAUCAAGGAGAUCGAAAGAAAUAACGUCGACUUGGAAUCGUUUCGAAAUCGAGUUGAAGAGCUGAGCAUCCGUAACGAAGGAGGUAUACCGAAUAAACGCUAUCAUCAUCAUGUCAUUAUUAUGUACUGAAUAUAUAUUUUUGUGUUUUCUUUUUCUCGUUUAGGUGAAAAACAAAUUGAAUUGUUGAAGGAACAGAAUCACCGUUAUCACAUGGAUCAAAUGAUGGCUGAGCUCAAGGUGGAACAAAUGAAGAAGAUGACGGACAACGAGUGUGAGAAAGUGUACUCGUUGGCCCAGCAGCGGGAAGAAAUGACUUCGGUACAUCUUUAGGUUAUAAUUAUAAUAAACCUAACAGAAAAAAACAAUAGUAUAAUAUUGUAUAGUAAUACAAUAUUAUUAUAAUGGUGACACAACCGUGUUGUAUACUGCUACAGGAGAUAAACAGAAGGAAAGCCGAAGUAGCAGCCAUUUAUGAGCAGAUAAACUUUGAGAAAAAAACGUUGUCUGACGAGAAAUCUUUAGUGAAACGCAAGUUGGAUGCACUAGUCCAAUACAUUGAACAACGAAAGAAUAGGUAUGAGAUAUUGCUGGUGACUUUGGGUGGCUCUGGAGACGGCGGAGAUGAAGAAAGAGAUGAUGUCAAAUCGUCAUUUACGAUAAGCGAACAUCGGAUCAGACUGGCCCGAGAAAAACUUGAGCUCCAGGACACGGGCGACAGGUUGGACGAACGAGUCCAGAAGCUGGAGACCGAAAUCAGGGCCAUGGAGAACACGCUUCACGUAUUGAACGCUUCCAAUGAUUGUUACAAGUCCAGCCUGUGUUCCGUGAACCCACAGAGUCAGUUUUUAUCACUUUCAUUUUUCAGGCCAAGUGCCACUAGCUACUUUUAUUUAAUAUAUAGUGACAUGUAUGUGUUUUAGGCGAAGAGUACAAGGACAAGAUCCGUCUGGAAGAAACGUACGAUAAUCUUAACAGUGAGUGGUUGCAAAAGAAGAAGACGUUAAAGAGAGUACAAAACGAAAUCCGAGUAAGUUAAAACACACAUACAAUUACAAUUUAUUUUUAUUUUUGUUAACAUGAUUUGAUAAUUAUUAAAAUAUUCUAUUAAAAAAAAAAAAAAAAAAAUACACAAUAAAUUAAUUCCCAAAGGUAAUUUUAGACAGUUUUUAAAAUUGCGUUUUUGCAGUAGGAGAGAAAUUUCGUUAUUAUUGGUAAUAAAUACAAAUCAGUGAAAAUUAAAUGAUUCUAUCCAUAUUACUAUUUAUUAUUAAAUUUUGGUAUAUGUACUUGCAAUACGUUUUAUACGUUAAAAACUUUGCAUUAAACAGUAUUAUUAUACAAUUUUAUAUUAUUAUAACAAUACAAAAUGUAUAACAGGAUCUGGAGUCACAGUAUAAAAAAUGCAACGAAGAUUUGGAUGAUUUGAUAAACCUUCGAGACAUCAAAGAAAAUGAACUCGAACGUGCUCUUAAAGAGACCAAUGAACAAAUAAUGAAAUUAAACAGAGCGAAUAACCGAAUUCAGUUCGAUACGAAACAAAUUGAUAAAAGCUGCAAACCGGAUAAACGGAAUGCACUCGAGUUAAUAAAAGUACGAUAUUUCUAUAUAUCCCAUAAUUUUUUUAAUAAUAAAAAAUAAAAACGAUACAUUAAGCACAUUUUUUACCACCGCGACUUGUUGACAUAAAAUAUUAGAAGAUUUAGACAUGCAUUAUGAUAAUCGCGUUUAUGCUUUUAUACUUAAAAUGUAUAAAUCUUCUAACUUAAUUUUUAAAUUUAUUUGCCUUGAAAAAAUCAUAGAAAUAUUAAAUUUAGUCCAAAUAGUAUUAUUUAAAAUUAGUUAAAACUAGAUUAAAAAAAGAACAAAAUCCAUCAAAAAAAUAUAUAUACAUCGAUAUAAUCAUGGUUCUUGGCUCUGAAUGGAUAUUUUGCUGUAAAGUUAUGAUGUCAAUACAACUAAUGUGGAAUUCUCAAUACGGCAUUUAUAACUUUCAUGGUCUUGGUUUCUUAUAAGUACCUAUCUAUUAAAAAAAAAAUCUGGCAAGAGCAGAAAAAUGCGUUUUUCAAGCCCUCAUAAUAAAAACAAAAAAAAGCAAAUACAAACUUCAAGGUUUGUAAACAUAUAUACUAGUAAUUAAAAUUGAAUUCCAUUAAAGUUAACCAUCAUAAAAAUUUAAAACGAUUUUUAGAAAAAACAUUAAAUAUACGACUUGAAAAAAAAAAUGAUUUGGGUAUAAACCUUGGAUCCCCUCGUUUGGUUGUUAGUGUCUAAUAAUUGAUUUAAAAAAAAAAAAUACCUAACGAAUGGCGUAUUUUUUAGUGCUUAUAUUUCUCAUUAGUUUUUUAACGUUUCGUCAAACAGUGUUGUAACCAUUAAAAUGUAGCGGUGAAAGCAUAUCAUACAUCUAAACAAUAUAAAUUUCUUAGGUUUUGAUUUUGUAACACUGAAGUUCGAGUGUCUGAUGGGUUUUUAUUACAUGCGAAUUCGGUGUCAUUGGUCGAUAAUAUUUCUAAAAAUAACAACAAAUUUUGAGGCCAAACUCACAUACAUAUAAUGUAUAAUAUAUUCAUUCUAUAUUUAAAUAAGUGAUUUUCAGCGACAUUAAAUUUUUUAGUAAUUUGUGUAUACAUAAUAAUUAGUAAUAAAUAAUUAUAUUUUAUUAUUUUAAUGCAUAUUUAAUUUAUGCAUAGAAGACAGUCAAUAGUUAAAUGCCAAUAUUUUAUACAUGUUGGGGUCUGAGAUUCCUCCAGACAUAAAUAUUACUGAGGACUCCAGCUGCGUUCGUGGCCUGGCGGCUAUGCGCUAGAUUGACACUGGUUAUUAACUGGGUAGGUAUUCGUUAAACUUAACAAGUGAUUUUUACCUAUAGCGUUUUCGACAGAAGCAGCUAACUUGAUAUGAUUUGCUUAAAAUGUAUUUAAGUACUUAAAACAAACAAAAAAGUUUACAACCUAUUAAAAUAAAAACCAGGGCUUAUUAUAGAGAAAUAUUUCAGAUUUAAUGCGUUCCCCGGAGCGAUUUUGGGUUAAUAUUAUGUAAUGGGCAAUAUUAUUUUAACAAGCAGAAUCACGAACAUUUGGUUUUUUUUUUUAUUUGAAAAAUGAAAAAAACUUGUUAAUUUCGGGUUUCAUGCAAAUAUUUAUGCUAAAUAUUCGCAAAAAUAAUUGUUUGCGAAUAAUUAUUGGCUUUAUAAUAUAAAGAAACCGAACAAAGAAAUAUUAUCGUUGCAACAACCGGCGUAAAUUACUAUAGUCAUGCAAUCUCAGCAAACUCGUAUUCUGGUAAGGGUCGUUUUUUUUCUAUAAUUAUUUUUAGCGCUAUCCUUAAGCGACCAAAUUAUUUACAAUUACCUAUCCAUAAAGAUUUUUUUUCAAUGAUCAUAUCGCUACGUACAUGUACUUGUGUACAAACAUAUGGUGGGGUUAAGGGUUGGAAGUUCAAAUUUUCAAAAUUCAAACCCGUGACAAAAAUGCUAUUUAUUCACAGACAUUUUAACCAAGUAUACUAUACUUCAAUGAAUCUGUAAGGUUAUUUAAAAUCCGCUACCUAAAAUAUGCUACCUACAUAAGAUGAACUGCUGUGCGCAAUACGAAUAUUGGAAAAUCGGUUAAUGAUCGAUGAUAUUGUACAAAACAUAAUAGUUCUAUAUUAAGUGCUUUUUGUUUUCAUAAUCUAUGUAUAACUUUGCUUGAACGAUCACAAUAAUAGUAUUCAGGGGCGGCUCCAGAGACUCGGUAGGCAGGAGGCCAAGUCAUAUUUUUCAGAAAACUGUAUAAAAAACAUAUUUUAUAAGUUGAUUUUUAUUUGUACAUUUAUUUUUAACAAAAAUACGGGCUUAGAGGGGGCCACGGUCCCUAGCCCCCCCCCUGAAGCCGCCCCUGCGGAAGUCCGUAUCCGAGUCACACCUAACCUAUAAUGAGUGGUCACCGGUUAGGUCAGGUAAUAAUAGUGAAAUCAAAAAUGACCGCGGAAAAAACAAUUUCCGAUAAAAAAUGUUUAUACGCCGAAAUCGCUACUGCAAAAGAAAAAUAAUAACAAUGAUUCUACGCCGACAGUCGAUACGUGUAUAGUGUAUACAUUUAUAAUAUUACGCUUCAUUUUUAUCUGAUGACUAAAUAUUUAAUAUAGGUAAACUGUCCGACGAAUAAUAAUGAUAAUUUCCCAAAUCAGUGCACGUUCCUAUACGAUAUACACCGUAUAUUAAUAUCAUAAUAACACGGGUUUUUCAGGCGAAAUAAAAUUGUAAACCUAUCAAAUUAAAUUAUCGGGAUUUUACUGUUCCACAAGGAGAAUAAUAUGCAUUAAAAAUUUAAUUUUUUGGAAAACCUUGGGGGGGGGCAUAGCCCCAGCGCCCCCUCCCCCUGGAGCCACGCCUGAUAAUAUUACUUGUUUUCGUAGCGCGACAUUGCGGUGAGGUUGAUGAGAAAAGUGAACAAAACAGUUUUAGAAUUGUUAUCGGAAAUGUCCGUACGGGAUUUGGGAUUCGAACCGGUGGUCAAGCGGUAUUUGUCGGAAAAGGACUUGGAGCUACCCAUUGUGUCCGGUCUGACGAUGAUGAACAAAGCCAAAUCGAGUUGCGGUUCCAGCACCGGAGUAUCGUUGAUCGGCAGCAGCUGUAACGGCAGCGUGAAAAGGUGCGUGUCUAAAAACCAAAUAUUAUUUCACGAUUACAAUAUUAUUAUUGUGUUUAACGGCCUGUCGGUAGAGUGGAAUUUCGUGGUGUGAUUGAAAAAAACAACACACUUUAUAUUAUAUUAUUUUACACGCAUUAGUUAUUCGCCGCUAACGAAGCAAACAGCGUGUCAUUGUUAGCAUAUACUUGUAGUAAACGGGAAUGCCUGCAGCAGAUGUAUACACAUCGGAACGGAUAUGACAAAUCUUUUUUUUCUUUUAUUCAAUUUUUUUUCGAAAACCCUGUUAGAUGAUGCAAAGAUAAUUCGUGUUUGUCCGUGUUUGCACUUUCGACGGAAGCGUAAAAUACUUGUAAAGAUAAGUGAACGAAUCACUUCAAAAACUAUUUUAGUGAACGGCGCAUGUCCACUAAAAAUUGUAUGCGAAAACUAAUAAUAUUACCCAUAAUCUCUUCAGACAAAUUUUGUAGCGAUGGUCAAAAACUGCAGGAGUAAUCAAGAUAUUAUUGGUAUUAAACCCAAUUUUUAGAUAAUCACUUUUGGACUACUUGAAAAUCGGGUUUUUAGACUAUUGUGAACCGUAUCUUUUCAAAUGAAUGUAAAAUAUUAAUAUUAUAGGAAUACGUAUGGAAUUUUCAGAUUCUGAACGAAACGAUGAAUGUACUAGCUUUAGUACAAUGUGUUUAUUUUUUGUCUGUAAACAACCAGGUGCCUACCAAAAUUUCUUUCAAACCAAAAACUUUGUAGGAACUUUAUUGUCACAUUUCAAUCCAGUCGGUGCAUUGAGGAAGUCAUUUUUUGGUUUUUCUUGUAGUUUUCUUAAAAAAAUGGAAAAACUGGAAUUUUUGUUGAUUUCUGAUUUAUCUAGGUAUGAAGAAAAAACCAACUAAUAAUAAUAUGUUCAGAAUCGUUUUUUUAAUAUCAAUAGUUUUUCUUUAAAUAUAUGUGUAAAUUAAAAUACUCUUUAUAUUCUCCCUUCAGAGUUGCCUCCGAAAACACCCAUUAGCGGUAUCAGUAUUUCUUAAAGUAAUAUCAUAAUCGAUAUCGUUAUAAUAUCAUGUAAAGUUAAUAAAUAUUUAAUUUUAUACAAUAUUAAAUUACAGUUUUUCGGACGAAAACAGGAAGAGUUCUAAUUAUUCCACGGUGAAUUUGGAGCCUCCACUUAGAAGUCAUGUCCGGAAAUCCGGUAAGUGUGGGUUAAAGACUUAAAGUGUACUGUGUAUAUACUACACGUAUAGAAAUUAGAAUAUUCAUAAAUAUUUUUUUUUUAUAUUAUGUUUACGAGAUAAUGUAAUUAUUAUUAUUAGUUUUUUCAUAUUCCUUUAUGGUGUUUUACUUUUUCAUUUCAGUUGCGAAGGAAUUGUAAAAUUACAAUGUAAAAAUGCAGAAAAAUACCGAAACACUGACAAAUGAUCAAUAAUAUCAACAAUAUAUUUGUAUUUGUACGUAUUUUAUUAACGCAAUAUAAUUUAUGUUUCCAAUGUAGUGAU